AGGUAUUGUGCAGGGUGUGUUUGGCCCUCCAGGGUUCCUGAUGCUUUGGGAUGCUUGGACCUGUUUUCUUUUCUUCAGCUGUUCAAGGCUCAGCUUUGGGUUCCCUAUCUCCUCCCAGCUCCUUGCCCAAGAGGAUCAGGAUCCAGGAGGAGUCAAAGGAGAGUGUCUCCCCUGUGCAGAGAGGACAGAUACCAACCACUGAGCUGUAAAUGCCUACAGUGUGUGAUGCACAGUGUAGCAUGGAGGGCAGUAAGAGCGGAUGCCUGGAUGGAUGGUGAACCUCUCUCAAAGUGCAGAGGGACAUCAAGUACUGGUGUUGUACACAGAGGAAAUGGCAGAGAGAUACUGCCACCAUGGAGGGGAUUGUGACCAUGUAUCAGGACUUCAUGAAGAAAGCAGACCCCCGCAUUGCUGAUUAUCCACUGAUGCAGUCCCCGUUCCUUGUGAUGGGCAUCCUUCUGGCAUAUGUCUACUUUGUACUAUCCUUGGGUCCCCGGCUAAUGGCCAACAGAAAGCCUUUAAACCUGAAGAAGUUCAUGGUGCUAUACAACUUCUUUCUGGUGGGACUCUCACUUUACAUAGUCUAUGAGUUCCUGAUGGCAGGGUGGCUUACUGGUUACACCUGGCGAUGUGACCCUGUGGACUUCUCGCAGGACCCCAAGGCCCUCAGGAUGGUCAGUGUUGCUUGGCUCUUUGUCUUCUCCAAGUUCAUUGAACUGACAGACACGGUGAUCUUUGUCCUGCGGAAGAAGAAUGAACAGGUCACAUUCCUGCACCUCUUCCACCACUCUGUUCUGCCUUGGAGCUGGUGGUGGGGAGCAAAGUUUGGUCCAGGGGGAAUGGGCUCAUUCCAUGCCAUGAUCAAUUCCAUGGUGCAUGUUGUCAUGUACUUCUACUAUGGACUCUCAGCAGCAGGACCUGCCUUUCAGAAGUACCUGUGGUGGAAGAAGCACAUUACAGCCAUCCAGCUGGCACAGUUUGUGAUUGUCUCCAUCCACAUCUCCCAGUAUUACUUCAUGCCCAGCUGCCAGUACCAGUUCCCCAUCUUCAUCCACCUCAUCUGGAUUUAUGGGACCAUCUUCUUCAUCCUCUUCUCCAACUUCUGGUACCAGUCCUACACCAAGGGCAAACGGUUGCCCCGGGUGGCUCAGCAAGCAGUCCAGCACAACGGUAGCAGCAUCCAUGAGAAUGGCACUGUCACCAAUGGCAAGGUCAAAGCCAACUAGAGGGCAAGGCCCUCCCAGAGCCAAUGAGAGCCCCGGGGCAGAGGCAGCUGGGACCUGUUCCCCUGCUCCUGGGUGCCACUAGCCAAGUCAAGUGCCUACAGACUGUUGUACCCCUGUGCCCAGCCCUGCUGUCCUCUGUCUGCAUGCCCAGCCCCUCUGCUCUGAGCAGUCAUGGGCAACUUCUCCUGCUCCUGGGAGGGCCUGUGCUGUUUCUUGGUGUUGCUGAGCAGAGAGGCAGCUGCCUGCAUCACAGCUGUGGGGCUGCAGUCCCAUUCCAGUGUUUCCAAAGGAACUUCCCCAAGUGCCUACAUCUGGCCCUUCUGCCUAGGGGCCACUUCCUUCUGAGUAGGACCAAAAGAAGAGACCGGUCCCUGUCCUGGUGCCCUGUCCUCUUCCCUGUCUCAUCAGAGCCUGUGUGGAUGAGCAGACUUGUCCCUGGCUGCUUGAUGCUGCCAGCUGAAGCGUGAGUGCUUCUGCUCUACCAUGCCUUGUGCUGCUUUGUUCCAUGCCACAGUGCUGCAUGUCCCUUCUGGUCCCUGUGCACCCAGGUUGGGGGUUCUGCCCUGGCAUAUCUGCUCAGGCAUGGCUGUGGAGAAUGUAGGGGCAGUGCAUAUGGGACUUGAGGGCCCAGACCUGCCCAGUACAGUACACAUGCCCGGUGCCUAGUAUGUAGCAGGGGUUGUGACAGCCUGAAAUGCCUCCCCCACAUGAUAAGCCCAGGUUGCCUUGCCUUUCUGUGCCUGGGCUGGGUGCUUGGUGUGUGCUUUAGCCACACUUGCCUGAUCCUUUAUGGCAGCUGGUGGGUUGCUCUAGGGUGGGGGAGGCCAAGCUCAGCCUUGGUUUGGACCACUUCCAUUCCUGCAAACUUGAGCAAUAAUUGCCCCUAGAAUCAGCCCCUGGGCUCUCCUGCUUGGGACCAGCCCUGCUCUGGCCCAGCAUGAGCACAGCAGAGGAUGGUUGUAGUGUGCCCUGCUGUGGUGUAACAGUGAGCACCUCUUGCCUCUGUGGAUCUGACUGGGCCUGGGUGAAGGUGUACUCUACCCUACUGCAGGGCAGUGCAGCAGCUCUCCUGGGCCUGGUGCCCAUCACCUGCUCUGGCUGUAACCAAAACCAUGCUGAUGGCCUUGAGGAUGAGGUGAAGGAGCCAGGCCCUGUCAGAUUGGGCUGCUCUUCUAUCACAAAUAAACAGACAGAAGGAGAAAUGGC
Molecule: messenger RNA, 2432 nt
Organism: Haliaeetus leucocephalus (bald eagle)
Lineage: Eukaryota; Metazoa; Chordata; Aves; Accipitriformes; Accipitridae
Gene: ELOVL1
Product: ELOVL fatty acid elongase 1
Exons: 8
Coding region: 354-1226 (290 amino acids)
Biological process (GO): very long-chain fatty acid biosynthetic process; fatty acid elongation, monounsaturated fatty acid; fatty acid elongation, saturated fatty acid
Cellular component (GO): endoplasmic reticulum membrane; endoplasmic reticulum
Molecular function (GO): fatty acid elongase activity
Source: RefSeq, a predicted model, not a curated record